Messenger RNA from Colletotrichum truncatum, 1158 nucleotides. RefSeq lists its product as uncharacterized. NCBI's taxonomy places the organism in Eukaryota, Fungi, Ascomycota, Sordariomycetes, Glomerellales, Glomerellaceae. The record is from RefSeq and is a predicted model, not a curated record.
AUGAAAACAAAAUUUUCACAAGACAUGUUUGGCCGACUUCCCGAAGAGCUUCAGCUCCAGAUAAUCAAGCUCUCGCCGGACCUUUCGUCGCUAUGGAGCCUCGCCCAGGCUUCGUCCACCGUGGGCGGAGUGCUAGACAGAUCUCCGCUUGAGAUUGUGGAGGCAGUUCUAGAACUAACUGUUCCUCUGCAGACUCGCCGCCUGAUGCGCGCUGUUCUCCGGGGUCGAGCCUUAUGCUUUCCAGCAUCCUUAUCCGAGGCUCGAAGGAUAGCCACUAUUGACUCGACUGCUGCAACUGACGGAACUCCACCACUUGACUCGGAUCAAGUCCGCGUGGUGCGCUCCUUCCUUGCCACCGCCGAAAAUAUUCAUGCAUGGUCUCAUGCCUGCCUUGAUCAUCUAAUUAAAAGAUCUAUGGAGCUUCGGCCCUCCACCCUCGUCCGUCUUGGGACCGGCCAAAGUUGCCAGGAAACAUUCCAGAGGGCCGAAAGCCAUGAUGAUCACCUUCCGCGCCACACCGGUCCACCUUCAUGGGUGGAGGAGCAGCGGAUGACGAAGGCCUUCUGGCGAUUACAGUUCUUCAUUGAACUUCAGAGGGCCGGCGAAAGCGGUCAUCUAGGCGCACACUGGCCUGGGCAGGAUGUCGACAUGCUGUUGACGAGCACUUUGGGGGAGUUUUACGAGGUAUUCGACUUUGAGCGGCAGCAGAUCUUAACCGCCUAUGACUUUUUUCUCACAAUCACCUCCCGGCCUGGUACCAUGCAGAUCAGUCUUCGAGACAAUGCUCAUGGACUGCCGACAAUACUUCAGACUGAGGGGACAAUUUCAAAUCUCAUGGGCCCAUGUGCUGAGCAGCCCUCUUUCGGAUUUGGGGAGGACACCUUCCAUCAGGGACCAGAGCACCUCGACACUACACCUAUGUCUUAUCAUUUUCAAGACAUAAUGUCCGGCCAUGACCCUAAGGGAUCGCCUCUGAUGGGAAUUCCCUUCGAACCUUAUCGAAAGUUUGGAUUUGCAAUCUGGGAUAACAAGCGUAUGAUCGACCUGGGUUUGCGAGACCCGAAGUCAAAAUCAAUCUUCAAAAACCGCACAUUCUACUACUUCAGAUGGCGCAGUAUCCUGACUGAAGAAGAACUUGCACUAGGACAGUCACAAUGA